Tripterygium wilfordii is the source of this 669-nucleotide messenger RNA. RefSeq names its product DELLA protein RGL1-like. Gene Ontology annotation, biological process: regulation of DNA-templated transcription. The coding region runs from base 1 to 669 and encodes 222 amino acids. Gene Ontology annotation, molecular function: sequence-specific DNA binding; DNA-binding transcription factor activity. NCBI's taxonomy places the organism in Eukaryota, Viridiplantae, Streptophyta, Magnoliopsida, Celastrales, Celastraceae. The transcript is spliced from 2 exons. The record is from RefSeq and is a predicted model, not a curated record. Gene Ontology annotation, cellular component: nucleus.
AUGAAGCAGCCAACUAGUAGACUGUCAACUGAAGAUAUCCUGCGGAUUGCUGGACAAAGGUUUAUUCAGUCCUCUUCCCAGAAAGUUGAAGUCAUGCCCAUGCUUAGCAAUCCUUUCGAUCUUUCUUUCUCUGGACUUUCCCGUGAGGAAAUAGAAGAUAUAGAGCUUGUUGAUAGCCUUCUAGCCUCUGCAGAAAAAAUUGAUCGAGGGUCAAAGCGCUCAGCGAAUAAGGUUUCCAUGAAGGACAUUUUUGAAGUGGUUAUGUGUCCUGGCUCUGUAGCCAUAGCUUACCACCAAGAAGUUCCCUUCCGUCAGGUUGAAGAAUUUGCUGGAAUCCAAGCCAUUCUCGAAAAUGUGGCCGAGGCAAAUAAAGUUCACAUAAUUGAUAUUGGUCUCAAGUAUGGAGUACAAUGGACAGUUUUGAUGCAGGCACUUGCAACUCGACACGAAUGCCCUCUUGAGCUUCUCAAGAUAACCGCUGUGGGAACUGCUUCAAAGGAAAUUGAGGACACAGGUAUAUGGUUGAUGGGUUUUGCCGAAACCUUGAACUUACCUUUCUCGUUUAAGGUUGUUACGAUAUCAGAUAUGCUUGACCUCAAAGGAGAUCAGUUUAAGUUUGAUGAUGAGGAAGCAACUGCUGUCACAGUGAGUUUUUCUUGUGGACCAUGA